Molecule: messenger RNA, 828 nt
Organism: Fibroporia radiculosa
Lineage: Eukaryota; Fungi; Basidiomycota; Agaricomycetes; Polyporales; Fibroporiaceae
Exons: 5
Coding region: 1-828 (275 amino acids)
Biological process (GO): deoxyribonucleotide catabolic process
Molecular function (GO): 5'-nucleotidase activity
Source: RefSeq, a predicted model, not a curated record
AUGACCGUCUCAGUAGAUCCCGCCUCCAAAGGCGAUGCAGCUCCUCCUGGAUUUGCUGUAGCGCAAUGGAACAUACCUUCUAACAAGCCCUUGAUUGCAGUAGACUUGGAUGAUGUACUUAGCGAAACAAACCAGUCGGUUGCAAAUUGGCAUAAUGAUGCCUAUGGAACCGACAUGACACUGUCCGAUUUCUAUUAUUACUAUUACUGGAGGAAUCCCUAUUGGGGCACUCCGAGUGAAACUAUGAGGAAAGUGGAAGAAUAUUACGCAACUUCUAGACUCUACGAAGCAUCCCCAGUAGAAGGUGCUAUUCAAGGUGUUCGCUCGCUGAAGGAUCUAGGAUUCCUUUUGGUUAUUAUAACCGCCAGGCAGCCUCGCGAAUUAGAGAACACCGAGAAGUGGCUUGAUAAACACUUUCCUGGUAUAUUUGAGACAGUCAUUUGUACCGGAAUGUCGCAAGAAACCCUCGCAGAUGAACGAGUGCUGGCGACUAAGCUUUCUAAGGCGCAGUCUAACUUUGGCCUGAAGGUAUGCAAGACACUCGGUGCUAAGCUCAUGAUUGAUGACUCGCUCGAAAACUCCCUGAAAUGCAUGCGGAGCGACCCUCCACAGCCAGUGCUUCUCUUUGGGGACUACCAAUGGAACAAACGCGAAGCAAAUUACAGUCACAUUGAGGAUGAGUCGAGCUAUGAGGAGAGAGUGAAGAAGGAAGGUGGAAAUGAUUUCUUAAUCACCGAUGUGACGACGAUUCCUUCCGGGAGAUGGCUCACCAGAGUCAAAGAUUGGACUGAAGUUGUCCAGUGGGUCAAGGAUAACCUGAUUACCUAG